This is a messenger RNA of Haliotis rubra (blacklip abalone), 11490 nucleotides long. Its product is annotated as phagosome assembly factor 1-like. The record is from RefSeq and is a predicted model, not a curated record. The coding region runs from base 124 to 1398 and encodes 424 amino acids. Gene Ontology annotation, cellular component: trans-Golgi network. Lineage: Eukaryota; Metazoa; Mollusca; Gastropoda; Lepetellida; Haliotidae. Gene Ontology annotation, biological process: Golgi to plasma membrane protein transport. The transcript is spliced from 16 exons.
CAAAAAUGGCGUUGAGAUAUUUUGCUGAAUGUAAACACUUGCUGAUAUAGCAUCAUAGCCAGAGGAAUCUGCGUCCUGAUAGAAUAAAUGACCGUCAGAAAGUUACUCUAACUGUAAUUCAUCAUGCUCGACCUAGAGGUAGUACCAGAAAGAUCUCUAGGAAACGAGCAAUGGGAGUUCGUUCUUGGGAUGCCUGUAUGCCUUUUUUACCAGGCUGUGAACAUCCUGAAGCGCCAGGAUCGUAUCAUCAAGGGCAUCCAGGUGUGGUACAGCGACCAGAACCCUCUUCAGAUGGAUCUAGUGUUAAACUUGUCCCACGACGGCAUCAAACUCAUCUUCGACCCUGUGUCCCAGCGUCUGAAGAUUAUAGAAGUAAACAAUAUGAGCAAGGUCAAGUUAAAAUACUGCGGGGUUCACUUCAACACAGCACAAGUGCGUCCAACCAUUGAGCAAAUUGACCAGUCAUUCGGGGCAACUCACCCUGGAGUGUACAUAUCUGAAAAGCAGUUGUUCGUUCUAAAUUUCCGGGGGCUUUCAUUUGACUUCCCAAUUGAUUCCAAGUUUGAGCCGAAAUAUGCUCAUGGACUGGGAUCUCUACAGUUUCCAAAUGGAGCAUCUCCCACGGUGUCUAGAAUGUGCAUAUACUCAGGAAACAGUCUUCAGGAAACAAAAGCACCUCCCUUGCCUGUUUCGUGUUUCCAUGGCAACUGUUUCCUAGAUUGCCUGGAAGUUCUACGAGAGCAUAAUACAACUCUGGGACUUAAGUUUUUACUGGUGACUGAGGGUAAUGGAACGGGGAAGUUGUUAGAUCCAAGGAAGAGGCCUAUUGAGAGAAUUGUUCGCUUUGGGGAUUCAUGUCAGGAUGUUAUCAGUGCCUUAGGUUGUCCCAGCAAGGUGUUCUACAAAUCUGAGGACAAGAUGAAGAUCCACUCCCCAGAGGCUCACAAGCGUGUCCGCUCUCGCAGCGCUGACUUCUUCUACAACUACUUUACCAUGGGCGUGGACCUGUUGUUUGAUGCCAACUCAUAUCUUGUGAAGAAGUUCAUUCUCCACACCAACUUCCCUGGACACUAUAACUUUAACAUGUACUGUCGCUGUGAGUUCAAGCUGCCUGUCAUGGUGAGCAGGGAGAAGCAGCAGCACAGCCUCAUGGACGACAGUGACUUCAUUGUCACAGCCUAUUCCAGGUGGAAUGAUGUACAGUCCUCCCUGCUGAAGGCAGACGAGCGUCCUGUCAUCCUCAACCGUUCCUCCUCCACCAACACCAGCAAUCCAUUCGGCUCAACAUUCUGUUAUGGCGUACAAGAUAUGAUAUUUGAGGUAAUGCAGAACCAGCAUAUAGCCUCUCUCACCUUGUAUAAACCCUCUGCAGCCCGGGAGACAUUGUCUGCUUCUUGAUGACACCAUGACUUACAUCCAGAUAUUCACGGACAAGUCUCAGAACCAAACUUAUAUCAGCAUCGGUUCUGUUAUAGUGGACACCAAGAGACAACUGAGUCGCCAUGCCUUGCCAUGUCAGCAGGCCAAGGAGAGGGGACAGUACAUGUGACCUCUGACCUGGCAGGGGACAUAACUCUUACAUGUCGUUUUGAGAUUACAGGAUUAUGGGACAUGUCAUCUUGGUACUCAUGAACAUGUUAUAUUUCAUCCUAAGUGUAUUUCCCAAUUCUCAAGGACUUGUUCUCUUCUGUACAAUAACCCAAGUUAUGUAUGAAACUUUACAAUAAUUACCAACAAUGGGUUUCCCAUUCCAGAGUUUGUGAGAUGAAUGUUUGCCUCAGCAAGUAGAGGAAGCAUAUGGAACUAUAUACUGGUAUUUGAUAUUGAUGAAUGUAUUGAUGUCUUCGCUUCUUACGUUGCUGGGACGCUGUUCAUGAUGUUGCUACCACAGUAUAGGUAGAAGAGCUCCAUCACUCUGUGUGCCUGUAACAGGAAGUCUGCCUCUCUCUGACAUUAUCAGUCACUUUUGUUGUCAUUGCAAUUAUAAAUUCCUUCUGGGCAUUGAGUCUUUCACUGACAUGCAGAUAUUGAAAAUGUUACCAAACACUCAAUUCACUAACACAAGACAACAAUCAAAUUAUUCUGACUUCUAGUCAUCGUUGUGAAUUUUUCAUCAGCCAAGAUGUAUUGCCAUCAGUGAUGGUGUAAUUGCUAGAUCAGCCAGACCUUCAUCCUUAUUCCAUCCUUUCUGUCUUCAAGUGCAACUACUCCACAAACUCUAUACUUUCAUCAAACAUCUUACAUAUUUUAUCAGAUAGUACCCAGUGAGCAGAAUAUGAGAGCACCAAACAUAUAUCACAGAUGCCUGUACCGGUCAGUGUCUCGUGGAGUUGAUAGCUUGAACAAAGGACACACCGAGGAUUGAUGUUCCCUGUGUGACACAGUGGAGACACACCCGGGCCCCUCAUGUAGGGAGGGGUACCAGUCACGAUGUGAAUGUGACAGUUAAACAAGUAUUGGACUAUUACAGUGAAGCUGUGAAGUGCAUCAGUCAGACCUUGAUGUCAGUGUGAUGAAGUCAGGGGACAUGUUGACUGGACAUGUCGCGAGACUGGUGGGAUGUGUUCACAUCUGCUCAGUGUGAUGCUGGGAUUGAUACAGUGAGCAGGAGAAACAACAUAUAUAUGAAAAUGAUAUUUGUUUGGAAGCUUUGCUGGACAAGAAAGGAAAGGAGUGUCCAGAAGCCAGACAGUUACAGAAGUUGUUUUGAACAUUUUGCCAGUGGAAGGAACAGCCAGUGUGAUGGUUACUUAAGUACAGUCAAUUUGAAUUAAGAUUGUUUGACACGAAUGUGAUUAUUGUCAACAGUGUCGUGAGAAAAGAGAGGGCUUUUUAUUGAUGAGUAAAAUACCAAACUGAUGCUUGUCACUCUCAUGGCUAUGCUAUCAGCCUUAGCAAAGCAAUUUGGGUGAUGUUAAGCUAUGAGAAGAUCAUUACCUUGCAUGACGUUACCAGCAGACUUGGUGUAGCCUGUUGACACAAGGAUCCCAUUCCUCAUAAUUAUAUCGGUCCUACAACCAUUCACAAUCAGUAUUGCAGGACUUGUGAACAUGUAAAGACUGUUAUGUUUUAAAAUAAGCCGAAUUAGGUUUGGGGUCAGUAAGCUAGUUGUAAGGCUGCGAUUGUUUCAGUCAUAUUGCCAGAAUGAGAGUUUACGGCCUGCAGAAUGAUAUUGUACAUUGAUGGUAAUAUUGGCCUUUCACAUCAGAUUAGAAUUGUUGUGCAAGAGGUGCCACUGACACUGACUUUACAAGGGAGUUUUUGAGAUGGUUAGUGUGCUUUCAUAUUGUUGGGAGUGAUCUGUUGAGUUUGCUGUUUGAUGCAGGAUUGUUCUUGGAUUGAGUUGUUUGCAGAAGGCACUGCCUGAGUUGGUGAUGAGAUGAAGUUUACAGCAUCCAAGUGACAAUACACAGCAGCAGUUAUGUCUCCGCAAAGCUAAUGCUGUAUUUCUGAUCUAUUAUCCCUUUACCAAAUGAUAAUUAAUUUGAAUCUUUGUGUUAUCAGUUAAUAGUUUUCACCCAAUUUGAAUGUGUUCUUUUUUACAAUCUAAUUUUCUUGAUACAUAAAUCAUAUUGAUGUUUAUGAAAUUGAUCCUUUUAACCAUGUUCCAAGUAUAUGACACUUAUAAGGGGUUGACCUUUCCUGAAAUGUCAGUAGAACCAGGUAGUGAUAGCAUUAAAAGAGAACUCUUGGGGGAUGAAGGGCCACUAGUCCAAUAAAUAUUUCUAAGUUCUGACUUUCAGGCUAUGGUUCAACCCCAGUUUUAAAUCUUUGUGUCUGGCUGUUUUAGAUGCUGUUAAUCAUUUUAUUGGGAUAGUAGAAGAUGAUGUGUGUCGUUGUAUUUUAGAAUAUAGUAGUCUGGUUGUAGUUUUAAUCUCUAUUUUAUAUGAUAGUUGCCUUUUAUAUAUGGAAUUGUCAGUGUUGAUGUGAUAAAUUCAGUCGUACAAGUGCUAAUGUUUGAACAGAAAACAAACAAGUAUUUAAGAAGUAGAUGAAGGUUAGAUAAACAUGCUAUUAUUUAGAAAAUAUUUAGUUCAACCUUGACCUGUUUCACAAACCCCAAAGCUUGGAUGAUUCCUACUGUAGCAGUAGCCAAAGUAUGAAUGAUGGAGUCAUUUGAGGGUAAAGUUUUCACGCAGACUUUUUAUGAAAAGAAUAAGAUAUUGCUCUCAUUGUUAAUUGUGUUGAAUGUAUUAUUUGAGUUGAAAUUCUAUAUAUUCAGUGAAGUGAGACAGAAAAGUGAAAAUGCUGUUAUUUAUUGAAAGAAAGGAGAAAAAUGUUCAUGUAACCCAAGCAGACAGCAGUUAACUGUGGUAAUGUGGAUGGAAGUCGUUCAGUGCUUGAAUACCCUUGUACCUUGUCCUAUAUGUCUGUGUAUACAUGUAAACACUUGUGUACAAACUAGCUGUAUAUUUGAAUGUUUAACACAGGGAAGGCUUGUAAGUAUUGCAAACAAUAAACUGAGAUCAUUGGCAUAAUCAAGAUUUUGAUAUGGAAUGUCAUAAAAUGAAAAGGAAAGGGAUUAUAGCUGAAAUGUUCAUUAUGAUAAAGCUUUAACUCCCAUGAUACAUUUCACUGAGCCUUUUUAUAGAUUUUAAUUCCUCGGAUUGUAGAUGUUUUUAUACAUAAAUAUCAAAUAAAUUUCACAUGUAUAUUAGCAUGACAGGAGUACACAAUUAACUUAAAUCUUGUUGCUUUCUGAAUCAAGACUUCUAAGGUGAGCUGUAUUUGAUUAUGAACAGUGGUAAUUAAUAAUUUGGGGUGUAAAUAUUGAAAGGUGAAUCACCAGAAUAGAAAGUGGAACGAAUGCUGUGGCAACAGAACUGUAAGGAUCUGUCUGUAUCUACUUACAAAACAUGGUCAACAAACUAUGUGAUCUUUAGUUUUGUACAUUAUUUUAUAUAGAAGGAAAUUGUUUUGAAUUGAUAGAGACUGCAUGGAAGAGAGCUGACAGUGUCAUCUUAGGCAGGAAAUAUUAACUAUGAGUGACAUGAUGUACAGGAGUUCAGGUUGCCUUGACAUUUACACUGAGACAUGUGUGAUUCGUCAGUGUAUUUUGUUAGAGAUGAUUGUGAUUGCUAGUGCCAGUAGUGUCAACCAGGAAUUAUCCAGUGUAUUAUGUUUCCUAUUCCUUAUGUGUACCCUGAACACAUUCCUCACUGUAUGUGCUUCCUGGGAGUCAUGUCACCAGCUCUCUCACCUUAAUCAAAAUCAGAUUAAAUUGUUAUACACCAUGAAACUCCUCAAGCUACUAGGUGUUCCACACAUAUGUAAGAUAAUAUACAAAAAUAGAGUCAGGUUCUGUAGACGUGACCACUCUUUUCAGUUCAAGAAAGGAAAGAGUAAUUUGACUGGAUAGCUAUUCUUAGUACUGUGUCAUUUAAGUCACAGAAAAGGUGUGAUGGCGAGGAGCUCCAUGUGUUUAUUAUAAGACAAAGGAAAUAUAAUACACCUGAUAGUGCUGGUGUAGAAUGAACAUAAGAAGAUACAGUCCCUGGCAGCAUGUCCCAGAUGCUGUGUGUGUGAAUAUAGGCUACUAUCAGGGAAGGUUACAGAUUUGUAUCAUGAUACAUCAAUACUGAUAUGAGACCUCAUUAUGAAAAGGACCAUACAGAAUUUAAUGAAUUUCAAUUGAAAAGCAUCACAGACUGUGUAUGACCAUCUCGGUGUCCUUAAUCACAAAUAUACACUUGGCAGUCCUCACUGCUCACUACAACCACUGCACAUUACUUUGUGUUUGUGGACAGAGUGACAUUCUCUUUUCUCAUAGUCAUAAAGUGAAAAUCUAGUAAUAUUAUUAUAUAAUAAUUUCAUAAUCAAUAAUUAUUUGGCUCCCCUUCAACUGCGUUGAAAGUAGAUCAAAUUCAGGCAGUUAUUUCCAAAUGAUCAUGAAGGUUCAGGAUAAUGGAUUACCCAAGAGUGGUGCUUGACUAUUAUCCAGGUGUAUAUUUGUCAGCAUGUAUGAUGAUACUCUAUGUUGUAUCACAUUAUGUAUCAUGUUGAAACGUGAUGUUUCUAGACAGCAAGUCUUGUUGACAGUUUACAUUUUUGUGAGAACAGGAAUUGCUAAUUGGUAAGAUACUGUGGUGUUUGAGUUGUCCUAGGUGACUGUAUCAUGUUUACUGAUAUUCUAGUUUUCUGUCCAAAUGUUUAUGAUUCAAGUGGAACUUAUUGCACAAAACAACUAUGUAUAUAUUAGCAUUAUGAAGCCCCUGAAUGACUACACUUUGUGAGAGGCAUGGAACCAUUACAUCUCUGUCUGGGACAAGUAUUACAGUUAGACUAUAGCUUGCCAUCACUUCGUUACCCUUGUUUAUACAGGGAAUGGCCGAGUUUCAUAGAACCUUUUCAAGAAUUAUGUGUCAGUCCGAUGUUUUUAGAGUUUUGUCCUUGUAAAUACAGGAAGCACAAUCCAUGAACAGUCUGUACAGGCUAUGUUGUGAGGCAGUGUUUUCUUCUCUAGGAUGAUGAUACUGUUAUUGAUGAAACUACCAGACUUCCAUCCUCGUUCUGCCCACCUAUUCAUACUUCUAAAACUAUUAAGAACCACCCGAUUCUUUCAUAUUACUGUUGUGAAUCUGUUGUGGCAUGAGUUGUAUAGAACAAACUGUGCAAUUUGUGUUGUAUUAGCUGAGAUUCUUACUCAGGGUCUGUCCCACAAACGUAGUGCUUUGACUGUUGUAAGUCCGUGAGUUACGAUUGCUCGGAUGGAAGUUUGGCAGUUAUUGAGAUGGAGCAGGGAUGGUCCCUGUGUUUUAUCAUUGUGGUACUGAUACUUGACAAUGAACAAAUAAUUAAUUUGGUACAUUUUAUAUGAACAAUUGAUUUUAACUUAUCCAAUUUUUCAAAGCAUAUCUGUGAGUUUUAUUGUUCAUCUGUUAUGUAGGGUUUACGAAGACAUUUUGAUUCUGUUACUUUGCAUGAGCCUUUCCUCUAGCUGAGAUCUUUUUCUUGUGAUCAGAUGUUUUUCACUGCUUGAUCUUAUUAAGGUUUUAUGUACAUCAAGACAGACGUUGAAGAAUCUGUUAUUGCAUGAUAUGUUAAAUAUAUGAUUAAUAUUAUCAAAAGUUUUAAAACGGCAAUGUUAUCAUUUCCUCAUUUCAGAAAUGUAGAUUUUUGAAAUACCCAGUAACAAAUAUAUUUUAACCCACAUAUUUUGUACCAACUGUGCCAAAAAAAGCUGUUCUUGACUAGUGAAAGCACUGUAAAAUUUACUAGUGGUGUCUUUAAUGAAGAUGAGAAAUACAGCUGUGAAGUUUCAUUGAGCAAUGUCUGUAAAGUGAACCACAUAAAACCUCAGUGAGAUUUAUCUUCAUUUCUAUAUCUUAAUAUCACUUCUGUAUUCACUUGUUAAUUAGGAUGGCAUAUGUUUUAAUGUACAUAAAUAUUGGCAGUCUGUUGUAGGCUGGAGAGAGAGAAAGAGAGAACGAGAGAGAGAGAGCAAUCCUAUUGUGAAUAAGGAACUAUGCAAGUGUCAUGAACGAAACAAAAAGGAAGGUUUUUUAGAAAUUGUUUUUAAAUUGCCAUUUCAUUGAGAUUAUUUCAAACUUGGUUGACAAUUAUAUUAUGCAUGGAAGCUUACAGUCUUCAGGUGAUUGAAAUUCAACUUUAAAUGGCCAAUGUUUUUCUUACGAUGUGGAUUUCUGAAAUCUUUGUACAAAAAAUAUAUUUUUUGCGAUGAUGACUCAGAGAUGUGAAAAGUGUUGCAUGUUCACAGUUUGGGCCGAGCUGUGGUUGUGGUGAGUUCCGAACAGGGACAUGAUACUGGUAACCGUGUGUUGUGAUGUUACAACUGCUUUCAGUUGAGUUAUAGGAAUCUUUAUGAACAAAUAAUAGCAUCUUAAACACCAACCCAUAUCUCUCAACGAGAACAUUCAAAUUCAGUAAGUACUUCAUAUUCCAAAACUGUUAGACAUUACCUUGUUAAUAAGAUUUAGAUUCUAAAAAACAAAACAAAUAUCAUUUGUGUUCAGGUUCCUUUUUAGUUCAUAUGACCAAGAAGUUUAUUUGGAGACAGAUAUUUGUUUUCAAACACUGACCUAGAGCAACAGCUCAAGUGCAGUAGAGACCCACAGAUUGUAAACUAUUCAUGGUCAAUCGUCAUUAAACUUCAUACACUCGAACACAAAAGCAAUUUUGCAAACAUAAAAUUUCUUGAUAAUCCUAUGUAUUAAGGUUCAGUGAUCCCAAAAUACAUUUCAAGAUAUCAUUUCCAAAACAAACUUUAUUAUUUUUACAAAUAUGCUAUUUAAAAGAAGUUGAGCGCAUCUGAUUUUUUCAUAUUACUAUUGUUGAUCUGUCCUGCCAUUUCUAGCCAGUGUUGAGGGUUUAGUGAAAUACUGCAUGUAGUAAGGUAGUGGAAACUAUUUUGGCUACAUUGCCUCAGCAGACAACAGGUGGGAGAGUUUCAUGUUCAACAAUGAUUGCAUUUCUGUUACUCCUAUAUUCAUGCUAGGGUCUUACAAGGACUUUGACAUAUUGGGCACCUAGGAUGGUUUUUCUGUGUAUGUUAUCUUUCCUACAGUCUUAGGGUGGAGGUAUAUGAAAAGGGUAAUAAUAAGUGUACUACUUUCUAUGAACUAGUCACCUUUCAUUGUCAUGUUGAUUGGAGAGGAUAUAAUGUUACCAGCAUAUACCAAUUAAUGUUGAUGUCACUAAGUUCAUAACUGGCAUUCACAAUAUUUACUUAGGACUUGUAAUGACUGUAAUGGUCAACUGGGUCUCAUGUUUGUCAUCUCAUCACCAUGUAACUACAUUCUCGUUAAAAUGUGUCAUGAAGUUUUUACGAUAAGAUGGAUUCCUUUCUUACCAAAGAGAGGACAUAGGUGAGCAAGUCGUCUAAGGUAAUGCAGUUCGUUGUGGGCAUAACAGAACCCUGUGGUAGUUGGUUCAAAUCCUGGUUUGUUCCAACCAUCUUGUUUUGGUUUCUGAGCACCAUACUUCUGCUCAUGGGUUUCACCAGAGUGGUCAAGGUCUGAAACCUUCAUCAGCUCAUGGAUUUCACCAGAGUGGUCAAGGUCUGAAACCUUCAUCAGCUCAUGGGUUUCACCAGAGUGGUCAAGGUCUGAAACCUUCAUCAGCUCAUGGGUUUCACCAGAGUGGUCAAGGUCUGAAACCUUCAUCAGCUCAUGGGUUUCACCAGAGUGGUCAAGGUCUGAAACCUUCAUCAGCUCAUGGGUUUCACCAGAGUGGUCAAGGUCUGAAACCUUCAUCAGCUCAAACUUUUCCCUCAAUCAUAACUGUAAUACUGAUGGAAGUGGUGUUGAGCCCCCCUCACUCACUCACUCUUACCAAAGACAUCUUAACCAGAACAUACAUGGAUUAGCAUACAGAUUAUUUAAGGUUUACCAAGUAUUUUUCUAUUUAAGGCCCGACCUGUGUAAUUUCUUGGUUUCUUGGUCUGUAAUCACAAAAUGAAGGUGGCAAAAUACAUAUAGAACAUUGUCAAGGUUGAAUGAAGACUAAGGAUUUUUAAAAUUAUUUUAAGACAAUAUAAACUGAUCAAACUUCGGUUUAAUUUUUAUCAUGCAUGAUUCCACCAGAAAAUUGUUCCUCCUUGUAAUAAUUUUACCAUUGCUUACAGGUUAAUUAGACAUAACGAGAAUUUCCUGAGUUGUCUGUGGUCACAUAUAUUCAAAGGUUCAUAUUUAUCACAUACUCAGUUUGCCAAAGGUGAUAUGUUCUUCUAAGGUCUGCUGUUCAUAUCACAUUCAUCUAUCACACAAGUCAGCCUGAAAGUGGAGGAUUUGUUGGCACCAAGAUAUCACCCCAAUAAUGGAUAUGUAGCAGCUGAUAAGGGCACAUGGACAAGCCAUUCCAGCCUAGUCAGGGAUAACUUAGAGACAGUGUAACUUGAAUACUUGUAAUGUAUUGCAUGGAAGAAUUGUGUACGUGUAUCGGACAAUAAGAAAAUAUAUAAUCUGUUAAACAUACCUAUAUUUUUAUCAUAAUACUGCAAUGUCAUUAUAAAGAUAAUGUUAUAUGUAUGAAAAUCCUUAUAUUAAAUUUAGAAUAGUUAUUAGAUUAUCUAGUAAAAUCCUAUCUUUUAGUCUGACAUGAUACCUCUCUACAUGAAGAUCUGGCAACUCUCCAGUUCCUAUGAACAGCAUCUAUCUUCUAUAUUCUCUGUACAUGUGAUGUAAUAAGGAUCUGCACCUUCAUGUUGUAGAUAUUUUCUACACCAUUGCAUUUCUGAGGAAUAUUUGUUUUGUUUGUUUUCUUUUGUAAAGAUUGAAAUUUUGAAUCCAGGUGAAAAACUAUAGCUGGAUCUAUUAGAGUUAUAAGAGCCAAAAUUUCCUUUGUGUUACUGGUAUUCUGCUGUCUGUUUCAGUCUGGAUUCUCCUGAGACAAUCUCUGGAGGGGUUGUCAGAUCUGGAGAGGUGUCAAAACCAGUAUAAAACAUACUUACCUCUACUUAUGAGAUUGAUGAACUAGCCUACUUGUGCCUGAAAAGGUGGCAUGAUAUGUUACUUUAGUUUUGUUUAGCCUGGAGAAAGAUGUGAUGCAAAACAAUGGGUAUGUAUGAUUUGAUAAAGAAGGACCAUAUACAAGUAUGACAUUUUGUUCCUGCUUACCUAUUUCAAAACCUCCACCUUAUUUUAUGAAGACAGCUUUUUCCUAUUAUUUCAGUUACUGAAAUAUAGUUUGACAUUGAAUGUAGUUUUAAGAAGGAAAUGCUAGGAUUGGACGUAUAGAUGGGAUGAAAUUCUUAUGGUUAAGUUACCCUGGCCUGUUGAUUUGUACAGCAUGUAUUGAUGUUUUGUGGGAAGUGGUAAAUAAAUACACACCUCAGUGAUUCGGCACAUUUAUCUGACUGAAUUACACAAGAACAUCAAACUUUGUAGUAUAGGAAGGUCAGGCUUGAAAACUCCUACUUUCUUGGCCAGAGGAAUCAUUUGUAGGGUAGUUUGAAAGCAUUUGUAGGUCAUAGGAAAAAUGUUCUGAGGUAUAUAUGACAGGUAGGCCUACAGCUGUGUUGAGAGGAAUGUGAAGUAGUGAUUGCAGUGUGAAGCAGGAACACUUCCUCCAUAGCCCCACUUUUUCAGGUUGGUGGCGUGAACAGCCGAAGAUGAUGUUCCAAGCGAGGCCAGGUUUUCUGAUGGAGGCCCAAACAGUAGAACACCAUCAAGUUGCUGUCUACUCAAAUAUGUUGUAAUUCCAGUAAUAUUAUUUAUUUCAGUAUGCAAACUUUUUAUGAUACUGUAUAUCUUCAUAAUAAGUGGCAAUGACUAGUUUUUGCUCAACCCUGUGUCAGGAAGAGGUAGUUUGUCAAUACAAUAUGUGUGCUUGCCUUCUGUUCGUGCUGUUUGCUGGAGCAUGCAUUCUAGUUCCACUGUUCCACAAUGAUCUCAACUUUUAUGUUGCCAAUACCUCAGUUGCCAGUCUGUCGGUCUGCCUUCCAAUACAUCCACUGCAUAUCUUGUGUCCCCUCUACACCCUCAUGUCUGUAUAUAAACAUUAUCAUUGGAAUAAAGCAAAGCUUUAAUAUCA